Molecule: messenger RNA, 663 nt
Organism: Arabidopsis thaliana (thale cress)
Lineage: Eukaryota; Viridiplantae; Streptophyta; Magnoliopsida; Brassicales; Brassicaceae
Exons: 2
Coding region: 326-538 (70 amino acids)
Source: RefSeq, marked reviewed
UUCUCUCCUAUCGCCGCCAUAGCUGCAUAUACAUAUAUCUAUGAUUAAACAUACAUAAGCUAAUUAUGAAAACAUACACAUAUUUGUAUAUCUUAUGAUAUAUAUGUAGGUUGUUUAAUUAGGUUAAUUUAAGAAAGAAACUAAAGAGGGAGAAGCGUUUAAAGAUAUUGAGAAUUGUUAACGAUCGACAUAGUAAUACUUCAUAAGGAGGAAGUUCCCAAGGAUCAUAGCGAUAAAGAUCGAGGAAAGUGAUGAGUUCUACAUUAAAGCGUUUGCCUUCAACUUUUCGGCGAAGGUAAAACUCUAUGAGUUCUUCUUCGGUAGGAUGGAAUCUAAAUCCGGGCAUGACCAUGUCAUGAUCAUGAUCAUCAGCUUCAUCUUCAUUUUGGACAUGACUCUCUUGGCCGCCUCUAUGAUCAUUGUCUUCUAUACCUUUUUCGUUAUUGUUGACUUGGUUACUCAUGGGAAUGAUGCUUGUUGUGGAGGAUACAAUUGCCAUAUAUCAAAAAGACUAGAUAUGUGUAUGCAUGUGGAUUAAGGUGAUAUAUGAUGAUGAAAAGUGAUUAAGGGUUUGCUUGGUUUUUAUACUAACAAUGGAAGGGAAAAAGAGAGAUGAAAUUGAGUGGUGUUGAGUAGAGAUAAGAGGAGGAGAAGAAGAAGAGA